CAGGCCCCAAUCUAGGACUGCGGGACACCAGCGGCCUCUCCCUUGAGGUGGCACCACGUGAAGUGGCUCUGCUGGCUGAGCCCCGGGGGCAGGGGCUGGGAAGGAGACUUGUGUCUCAUUCAGAGCAGCUCUGCAGAGCAGCACAUCAGCGGGGACUAUGGCGGGCUCCCCGGACCAAGAGGGCUUCUUCAACCUGCUGAGCCAUGUGCAGGGCGAUCGGAUGGAGGAGCAGCGCUGCUCACUGCAGGCAGGGCCAGGAACAACCUCCGAGAGCCAGAGUGGCCCUGCGCCGGAGAUGGACAGUCUCAUGGACAUGCUGGCCAGCACCCAGGGCCGCCGCAUGGAUGACCAGCGUGUGACAGUCAGUGCCCUGCCUGGCUUCCAGCCUGUGGGUCCCAAGGAUGGAAUGCAGAAACGAGCCGGGACCCUCAGCCCCCAACCCCUCCUCACCCCUCAGGACCCGACUGCUCUCAGCUUCCGUCGGAACAGCAGCCCCCAACCCCAGACACAAGCCCCCUGAGGGCCUGAGCUGUCCUGGGCCCCACUCGGGCCCCCUGAAAGCAGACAAUAAAAACACUU
Rhinolophus ferrumequinum (greater horseshoe bat) is the source of this 579-nucleotide messenger RNA. RefSeq names its product Purkinje cell protein 2 (gene PCP2). Lineage: Eukaryota; Metazoa; Chordata; Mammalia; Chiroptera; Rhinolophidae. The record is from RefSeq and is a predicted model, not a curated record. The transcript has 4 exons. Bases 158 to 520 code for a protein of 120 amino acids. Gene Ontology annotation, molecular function: guanyl-nucleotide exchange factor activity; protein binding.